AUGGGCGUCCUGGAUGCCUCCAAGUCGCUGGAUGAGGAGCUGUACUCCCGGCAGCUGUAUGUGCUGGGCUUGCCGGCCAUGCAGAGGCUGCGGGAGGGCCGGAUCCUGCUCUCAGGCCUUCAGGGCCUGGGGGCUGAGGUGGCCAAGAACCUGGUCCUGAUGGGCGUGGGCAGCCUCACUCUGCAUGACCCCCACCCCACCGGCUGGUCUGACCUAGCAGCCCAGUUUUUCCUCUCGGAGCACAACUUGGGAAGGAGCAGGGCUGAGGCAGCUCAGGAACUUGUGGCUGAGCUCAACAGAGCUGUCCAGGUCCGCGUCCACACAGGCGACAUCACGGAGGACCUGCUGCAGGACUUCCAGGUGGUGGUGCUGACCGCCUCGAGCCUGGAGGAACAGCUGGAGGUGGGCAGCUUAUGCCGCAAGCACGGAGUCUGCUUUCUGGUGGCUGACACCCGGGGCCUGGUGGGGCAGCUGUUCUGUGACUUUGGUGAGGAGUUCGCUGUUCAGGACCUGACAGAGGAAGAACCCCUGACAGCUGCCGUCCAGCACAUCUCCCAGGGCUCCCCUGGCAUUGUCACUCUGCGAGAAGACGCCCACAGCUUCCGUGAUGGGGAUUUGGUGACUUUCUCCGGCAUCGAGGGCAUGGCCGAGCUCAAUGGCUGCGCUCCCAGGCCCAUCUGCGCGCGGGAGGACGGGACCUUGGAGAUUGGGGACACAACAGGUUUCUCCCCUUACUUGCGUGGUGGAGCUGUCACUGAGGUCAAGAGACCUACAACAGUGAGGCAUGAGCCCCUGUGUGCAGCCCUGCUCCAGCCCCGCGUGGUGGCCCAGAGUCCCCAGGAUGUUCGCCGUGCCCGCUGCCUGCAUCAGGCCUUCCGUGCUCUGCACGAGUUCCAGCGCCUCAGUGGCCGCCCACCCCAGCCCUGGGACCCUGCUGAUGCAGAAAGGGUGGUGGGCCUGGCCCGGGCUCUGAAGCCACUGAGGGGGACAAAUGGAGAGCCUUUGGAAGAGCCACUGGAUGAAGCUCUCGUGCGGACCGUCGCCCUGAGCAGUGCCGGCGUGUUGAGCCCCAUGGCAGCCAUACUGGGUGCGGUGGCCGCCCAGGAAGUGCUGAAGGCAGCCUCCAGGAAGUUCCUGCCCCUGGACCAGUGGCUGUAUUUGGAUGCCCUCGAUUGCCUCCCAGAUGACGAGGAGCUUCUUCCCAAGCCUGAGGACUGCAAAUCGAGAUGCUGCCGCUAUGACGGGCAAAUUGCGGUGUUUGGGGCUGAUUUUCAGGAGAAGCUGAGCCGCCAGCACUACCUCCUGGUGGGUGCUGGCGCUAUCGGCUGCGAGCUGCUCAAAGGCUUUGCGCUCAUGGGUCUGGGGCUCCGGUGCAAAGGGAGCGUGGCUGUGGCCGACAUGGACCAUGUCGCACGCUCCAACCUCAGCCGUCAGUUCCUCUUCAGGCCCCAGGACAUUGGUAGGCCCAAGGCAGAGGUGGCUGCGGAGGCCGCCCGCCGCUUGAACUCAGACCUGCAGGUGACCCCGCUCACCAGCCCUCUGGAUUCCUCUACAGAGGACAUCUAUGGGGACAACUUCUUCUCCCGUGUGGACGGUGUGGCUGCUGCCUUGGACAGUUUUAAGGCCCGGCACUACGUGGCUGCUCGCUGCACCCGCUAUCUGAAACCACUGCUGGAGGCAGGCACGCAGGGCACCCGGGGCAGCGCCUCAGUGUUCGUGCCGCACGUGACUGAGGGCUACAGAGGCCCCACCUCGGAGGCCGCAGCUGCUGAGGAUGCCGUCCAUCCUGUCUGCAGCAUGCGGCACUUCCCCAGCACAGCUGAGCACACCUUGCAGUGGGCCCGGGAUGAGUUUGAGGGGCUCUUCCGUCAGUCCGCCGAGAUCAUCAACUGCCACCAACAGGAGCUUACUUCUCUGGCAGACAGGGAACCGCAGCAGCUGCUCCUGCUAUGGGCGGCCGUGGGAGUCCUGAAUCAGCGUCCGCAGACCUGGCAAGACUGUGUGGAGUGGGCCUUCGGCCACUGGAAGCUGUGCUUCCGUUACAGCAUCGAGCAGCUGCUCAGACACCACCCACCCGAUGAGGUGCUUGAGGAUGGAACAUGCUUCUGGUCGCGUCCCAGACAAUGUCCUCAGCCCCUGGAGUUUGACGCCAGUCAAGACACGCACCUCCUCUACGUGCUGGCAGCGGCGAACCUGUACGCCCGGAUGCACGGGCUGCCUGGCUCCCGGGACCAGCCUGCGCUCAGGGAAAUGCUGCAGUUGCUGACACUGCCUGAUCCCCAGCAGCUGGACCCCAUUGCUCCUAGAGACCUGGCUUCCACUGAGCUGGACCCUGGGCAGAUGGAGAGACUGUGUGAAGCCUUGCAAGACUGGAGGGUGGGCUCCCCACUGGAGCCCCUGAGGUUUGAGAAGGAUGAUGACAGCAACUUCCACAUGGACUUUGUGACUACGGCAGCAAGCCUUCGAGCUCAGAACUAUGGGAUCCCACCGGCCAAUCGCAUCCAGAGCAAGCGAAUUGUGGGCCAGCUCAUCCCAGCCAUCGCCACCACCACAGCGGCCGUGGCAGGCCUGGUGGGCCUGGAGCUGUAUAAGGUGGUGGGCGGGCCACGGCCCCUCGGCGCCUUUCGCCACAGCUAUCUGCACCUGGCUGAGAACUACUUCAGCCGCUACGUGCCCCGAGCCCCAGUCACCCAGCAGUUCCAUCACCUGACCUGGACCUGCUGGGACCGCCUGAAGGUGACAGCUGGGCAGCCGGAGAGGACCCUGAAGUCACUCCUGGACCACCUCCAGGAACAACAUGGGCUGAGGGUGAAGAUGCUGCUGCAAGGCAAUACCGUGGUCUACUCGGCAGGAUGGCCCCCAGAGAAGCAGGCCCAGUACCUAUCCCUCAGGGUGACGGAAUGGGUGAAGCAGAAGACAGGCUGGGUGCCGGAGCCUUGGCGGCGGGUGCUGGUACUGGAAAUGAGCUGUGAGGGUGAGAAAGACGACACCACCUUCCCACCCCUGCACUAUGAACUGUGACAAGGCAGCAGCUCCGCCACCUCUGCGGAGCUCGGCACACCGAGCCCACAGCAGGCGCGCAAUAAAUGCUUGUUGGAGGAA
Molecule: messenger RNA, 3102 nt
Organism: Pteronotus mesoamericanus
Lineage: Eukaryota; Metazoa; Chordata; Mammalia; Chiroptera; Mormoopidae
Gene: UBA7
Product: ubiquitin like modifier activating enzyme 7
Exons: 24
Coding region: 1-3021 (1006 amino acids)
Biological process (GO): ISG15-protein conjugation; innate immune response; DNA damage response
Cellular component (GO): cytoplasm
Molecular function (GO): ISG15 activating enzyme activity
Source: RefSeq, a predicted model, not a curated record